Messenger RNA from Sclerotinia trifoliorum, 1981 nucleotides. The record is from the annotation of a GenBank genome assembly. NCBI's taxonomy places the organism in Eukaryota, Fungi, Ascomycota, Leotiomycetes, Helotiales, Sclerotiniaceae.
AAAUGCAGUACCAAGACCUGAGAAGGUUCUCAUCUGAAAGUCUUCAAGGCAAUCAAGAUGUCACUAACGACUCGCACAUUGAAUGCUAUACCAUCCGAUGUCAUUACCCUAAAAGUAUAGGAUUAAGUCGAGCCUGAGAAAAUUUUGAAGCGCAAGAAUGCCUUGAUCACAGUUCACUCAACUUCAUCUUUGGCCUGAUCAUUCUAUAGGAAUUCUGCCAUCUUUGGUUCUAACUCCAUCUCCGCACAUGUAUUGAUUCACCUUCCAGUUUUACGAAGAUUCCUCGCUCAUAAAGUCGCUGCGACGCAUUCGAUAAGUGGUUUAUUUCGUCUUUUGAUAUAUCUGCCCUUAUGUCGUAUCAGCACCUCUAACAUAAACCUCCCACAACUCAGUCUCAGAUAACCAUCCACCUCACAAACCAGUGACAAGCCCAUUCAUUCUCAACAUGGAUCCUCCUGGUUUAGCAGACGGACCAUGCAUAGGUUGCAGCACCAUAACGGACCGUCUUGUCGCCUCAGAUCGAGUCUUCCACAAUCUCCACAAUGAAAGAAUGCGCAACAAAGACCACAAACUUCGGGAAAGCGAAAAGAAGGUCCGCGAUCUAGAAGCUCAAGUUGAAACUAUGAAACAAGAAGCCAUUCUCAUGAAGCCAUUCCUCAAAAUAGGCAUGCAGUUGCGAACUCAUAAAGUUUCGACGGAGAAGUCCAAGAUGGGCUCAACGACAAAUAUAAAAUUCGCAGGAUCAGGGGAGGAAUUACUCAACGUUGGUAACGCCAUGGCAGACGCACUUUUGUAUCAAGAUAUCGCUGGGGAGUAUAAGCGGACAGAUGUCGAGGUUUAUAAACGUAUGUACGCUGGUUUUCACCCUGAUUUCAUCCUGGCCAGCAAGGACUGCACUCGCUUUCUAAAUAUACUCAGCUGGCGUCGUACUAUGGCUUUCUUCUACGAGCAGCCGUAUUACGAGAAGGAGAAGUUUCAGUACACAUUUUUCGCACGUCAGAGCUUGAAAAUGAAGGUGAAGCAGAGAAGGUGGUCCGGAGAGGAGUUUGAGACAUACUUCAGAACUGAUGAGGAAGGAGAAAUCGCAUAUCAAGAUAUGAAGGAUGAAUAUGAGGCCGAGUUGGAAAAAUAUCGUGAUUUCAUCAGGAGAGAUCACAAGAAGAACCUUUGUGGAUUCGUCGCGAAGCUUUGGUCCAAAUGAGGCAAUCUGAUGAAAAUCAUGGGGUAAAAACAUGGAGUUAGAGACGGGGGUUUGAGGGAGGAUUUUGGUCAAGUCCUUGGGUAAUGAGUAGAUUGGAGUUGGUGUUUGGGAGAUUGUUUGAUAACACUCAACCCAAUAUGGAUCUCUUCUCGCCUUUUUGUCAUGUGUCAGGUCAAAUGACUGACAAAAACAACUCUAGAUCUGACAUUGUGGUGGCCAUAUCUCUGAUCAAUUGGAUCCAUCAUCUUGGACAGAAGCUAAUACAAAAUGCAUCAUUUACCACCUUUAGUAAUGACUUGGCCUUUCCGAAUGCCAUUCUUAGCGUAUUCUAGCUCAUGAAAUAGCAGCUAGACAUGGUGAUUUGGAAAACUUGUAAGUUCCUUGUCAAAAACAGAGCCUCGAUGCGUGCCGUGUUAUUGGUAUCUGUUCUGACUGUUCGAGAUUAUUUUCCAUUCUUCAAUUGAUGCAUGUAUGCAUGCCAAACUGCCAAUUUUAUCCUAACAAGCCUCACGAGUCACGAUGUAUUGAGAGCUUCACGACUCCAUAAUUUCGCCGACAUAAAUCUUAAAUAUCUCCAGCCAAGAAGUAACAAGAGAAUAGGUGAAUCUCUUGGCCCGGGGUUAUGAAGGCCAAGGAAAUCUUCGGUAGCGAGUCUUUUGACUGGCAUCGGUGUUGCCGUGGGGGCGUAGAAGAAAAGAAGCCACGAAUAUCGGUAGGGACAGAACCGAAAGGACGAAGCCGAUUAGUUUACACUUAUUGAGAUCCGAUUGAAGUGAAAUG